This is a messenger RNA of Tigriopus californicus, 2371 nucleotides long. RefSeq names its product glutamate receptor ionotropic, delta-1-like. Bases 19 to 1875 code for a protein of 618 amino acids. The transcript is spliced from 3 exons. Gene Ontology annotation, molecular function: ligand-gated monoatomic ion channel activity. The record is from RefSeq and is a predicted model, not a curated record. NCBI's taxonomy places the organism in Eukaryota, Metazoa, Arthropoda, Copepoda, Harpacticoida, Harpacticidae. Gene Ontology annotation, cellular component: membrane.
CCAACCUGGAAACAAAAAAUGUGUUGUGUGAAACUUCUUAUUUGGUUGACUAUGGCGUCUUUAGGGUUGUCCGGUGCUUCUUUUAAUCGGUUUUCCGACCUAAGUCUCCUAGUCGAUGAAAUAUGCCGAGUUCACCAAAUUCAAUUUGAACACAUCCAAAUAUUCGUGGGUCCUCAGUCUGAGGUGCUUGACUCGAUUGGUCCAAGGGGACAACACCCUUACGGGAGGAUCUCUCUGAACACUUUACCAGUGGCUGAUCCUUGCCCAUUUAGUCAUUUCGACCCAAGCACAACCAUACUGAAUAUCUUGCUUUUCGAUCAAGUGCCAUCGUCACUCCCAUUGGACCUAAUUCAAGAGCUUCCCAAACAUUUUCCAACUCACGCUGUCUGGGUAUUUGACCUCACAGGAAAUCCUAUUACAAUUGCUCCAAGUUCAUUGAAGCUUUUGAUCGACAACCAACUUUAUUUAGUUGAUUCUAACUCGAUCUCUCAAAAUCGCUCCACUCUUCAGGUUCGGGAAAUCACCCAGAUUCCAGGGUUGGAGCACCCGGUCUUGAGGAAGAUCGGAACCUUCAUAACGGAUACGACAACAAUUCACCCGUCGAACCCAUUUACAUGGAACCGGGAUCACUUUUUUGCUCGACGCAAAGAUCUUAGGGGCAUUACCUUGGGUUUCUUGGUCGAAGAAUCUAAGCCAUAUUGUUUCAUUCCAGAGGGUUCCAAUAGCACCCAUCUUCAGCCAUAUGGUAUCUUCAUUGACAUGCUGAAGCUCUUUUCGACAGAAUUCAACUUUACGAUUAAGUUUGAGAGAGCCCCCAAGAGCUCUUGGACCGAAAUGAUACGUCUUUUGACUUUGAACAAAUUUGAUGGGACCGGAGUGGAUGUAGCCAUCAACAAAGAAAGAGCCCAAGUGGUAGAUUUCACUUCACCGAUAUUUUGGUCCGAUUAUCGAUUGGUUUCUCAGGCGCCAAAUCAAGCCUUGUCUUUCACCACUUAUUCAUCAACCUUUAGUUUCCAUUUCUGGUUGGCCUUCAUUGCCAAUAUUGUCAUCUGCUCCUUUGCCCUGUAUGUGACGAUUCGAAUUGAAAGGUCGCAACGUUGGAAACUAUGGGAGUGCUUCUCAAUGGUUUGUUUGGCCAUGGUUUGCAUUGGAUUAUCUCAUCUGCCAAGUCGGAUCUCCUCCAGAGUAUUGUUCCUCUCAGUUUUACUCCUAGGAACAGUGAUAUGGGCAAGCUAUCAGGCAAGUUUAACUUCGACCCUGACCGUGGUACAGUCGGCAAAGACAAUCUCUGACUUGAACGAUGUGUUGCAAUUGGAUUUUGAAAUUGGUUUGUGGAGUGGAACCGUAGUGGAACAAGUCAUGAAGCUCUCGCCUGACAACUCGGUGGCUAAAACACUUUACGAAACAAAGAUUAAAAACAAUCCAAAGAAUCAAUUGAAUAAUGAGAACGGGUUUGAACGGGUUCGUUUGGACUCCAAGUUUGCUUAUUUAACGGUCACCACCGAGACUAUCUACAAUCCCUAUUAUCCUUGUGACGUGGUCCAAUCCCACAUUUCCACAUUUAAAUUCCCCAGUGGAAUGGCUUUCCGCCCUGGAUUCGAACUACUACCCUUGUUCAAUCAUUACUUGGCUAAAUUGAUGCAAUCUGGCCAAUACGAAAGGAUACGACUUCAACAUUUGCCCCGUCCAAACUCGUGCUCUCCCAAGGACUUGACUCUAGGCUUCGACAACAUCAUCUCGGCCUUUAUUUUAUUGGCUGGAGGAGUUUUGGCAGCGUUGGUUUUGGCUGGAUCGGAGAGAGUGAGGAUGCUUCUUGCUUCCAAAGGCAAACGUUCCAAUGAUUUAAACUCAUUUUUGACUCCUCGUCUCAAGUGAACACAGCAUAUCAUGCCAUAAGUAGAGAUGCAGCAUUGAUGCAAAUAACGCAAAAUAAAAAGUGAGAAGGAGGCAAGUAAGAGUACGAAACAUUGAAUAAACUGGACUCUAGGAGCGCUUGAAUACUUCUUUACUGCAUCUCAAAUACUUUGCCAAAAAGAAAUGCUAGAUGUCAAGAAAUGACACCAACUGAAAACUGGUCGACAAAUAAACAAAAGUUUAAAAUUGCAAACAAAUCCAGAAAAGGACUAAGAGCGUAAAAUGUCAUGGCUAGAUUGCUGAAACCCAACAAAUUUAUUCUCGUCUUUUGUUGAGAACACAUUUUGUUGCCCUUAAUCUUGAUCAAACGGGCUACCUUAGGUUGUGUUGGUUUGUGUAAGCAGUGAAGUGGCUUCUGUAGCUAAUGCACUUUUGCUUUUUAGCUUCUACUUUUCCUAUCUCUCGUAUUGUAGAACUAUAUUUGCCUUAUAUUUGUUCACGUUCUCUUUCCCUUUUU